This is a messenger RNA of Striga hermonthica, 3441 nucleotides long. Lineage: Eukaryota; Viridiplantae; Streptophyta; Magnoliopsida; Lamiales; Orobanchaceae. The record is from the annotation of a GenBank genome assembly.
AUGGAUAACCGGCUGUUUGGAGAAUCUGCAUAUAAGGUCCAGGAGCACUUCAAUCCUGAUUCCUCUCGCCCUUAUAAUUCAUCCUAUAUUCGGCGAGAAUGUUCAUUUAAUUAUAACGGUGGUUCUUCGUUGUUAGUUGCCUCUGAUGGCAAGACCAUGCCUUCCCUGGUGGAUCUUGAGCAACUUCCCCAGCAAAUGUCAUCUGAGUGUCAUCUGGUGGGACCUUAUGUUGUUGGACCAACUGUCUCUGGAAAUUUCUCUAGGCCUACCGCAACUUCAGGUUACUUAGAUUUGAUUAGACAUGGAGUGCAUGCACAUAACACUGGUGCUGCAACAUCGCUUGGGAAUAAUAUUGUGGAACCAGUUAAUUCUUUAUCUAAUAUGGGUUUUGGUAAGCCCAUAUUGGACCAAGAACUUGUAUCCCGAUGUCGGCUCCAGGCACUUCGAUCAAAACCGUCCAGUUAUAAGCCUUCUCCUCCUGCAAGGUUUGGGCUUUCCGUGGCCCAAAUGAAUGGGUUCAGUGUCGGCCCGAAGAAUGCUCAUAACCCAGUACUGGGACAGAGGUCCUCAAAACCCUCCCAGUUACCAAUUAUGGGCCACAAUAAUUCUCAGCAACAAGGAUUCUGCAAUUUUCAAGCUCCCGAACAAGCAAAUAUGAUCCGGAACUUGCAGAAAAUUCUAUUGUCAUAUGUCAAGUGCAGGCUAGUGGAUGCCAAUAUGAGCAGUCAGGAUUUCUUGAAUCACCUGCAUCCGAUAAAGUGCAAAGGAGAAAAGUGUAAAUGCGAAAAUUACUAUGUUCUGAUAUCCCACUUCGAUAAAUGCCAAAACACCCACUGUGGUGUAUGUGGGCCUGUCCGUCGGUUGUGUGCUGUCGAGAGAAUCCCAACAGGUUCGGGAUUUCGAAAGGAACUUCUUUUGGGAGGCGUGCGUUCUAGAAAUUGCGUUGUUCAGGAAAUUCAACCUUCUGCUAAACGUAUGAAGAUGGAGGAUGAUGUUCAACAUGACGACUGGUCUCUUAGUGCUGUUGUCCGUCAGCAGUUAAAGAAUUUUGUUGGAGAUUUAGUGGUUGUUGAGGAAGACAGAGCAGAGAUGAGCAAGGGGUCGUCAUUUGAAGGCCAUAUUAAUGCAGCCACAUUGAACGAAGAAAUUCCUAGUUCUAUAAUUGAGGUUAGGGAAAGUGUAAUGAGUGGUGAUUGUUCAUUUGAUGAUAAAAUGAAGGGAAAUGGAGACACUGUUUCUCAUGUUGAAGAGAUCUGUUGGCUUGAUAAACCGCAGGAGAUGGGAUGUUUCGGCACUGCCGAGGUAAAAAAUGAUGGCCAAAGUCUUAGUUCUGGUGGUGCUUCAGAUCUCUCUGAGGAGUUGCCAAUGGAUGAGGUUAAGCACGAUAAAGGAGAGGCUGAAUGUGGUUUAACUAAAUCUGAUUGUCAAUUGCGAGGAAAAUCGGAGGAUUUGAAAGUUUCAGGUGUUUCUUUGAUUGACUUCUUCUUGCCAGAACAAAUCAAAGAACAUUUGCUUAGUCUGAACCAAUUUACUGAUCUGGGAAGAAAUGUAGAAACAAGUGAGCGCACUGUUGAUGAGAAUACAUGUCAAUUAUGUGACAUGGGUGUGCGCUUGUUUGCACCUCCACCAAUGUACUGUACAUGUUGUGGAGCUCGAAUCAAACACGGGUCAUGUUAUUACAGGCCGUUGGAUGAUGAAGCAAACAUAAAAUACUCUUUUUGUACCUUAUGUGUGAAGCACUCUCGUGGUGGUAACGUCUCUUUCAGGGGGCUCACUUUUCCCAAAGCGAAACUGUUGAAGUGCAAGAAUACCGAUGAACUUCCAGAAGGAUGGGUGCAGUGUGACAAAUGUGAAGCCUGGCAACAUCAGAUUUGCGCACUUUAUAAUUCUAAGCAAGAUUUGGAAGGGAAAUCAUAUUACAUUUGUCCGUUUUGCCGUCUGUUUGAGUUGGAAGCAAAAGGGCAUACCUCCAUGCCUCCAGUUCUUGGGGCAAAAGACCUUCCGAGGACAAAGCUUAGUGAUCAUAUAGAGCAAAGACUUUUCAAGAACCUGGAAAAGGAGAGAAAACGAAGGGCGGAACUUUUAGGGAAGCCUCUCGAAGAAGUACCUGGAGUAGACGAUCUUGUCGUUAGAGUGGUUUUAGCCCUCAAUAAGCAAUUGAAAGUGAAGCAGCAGUUUUUAGAUAUUCUCCAUGGUGAAUCAUAUCCUACAGAGUUUCCAUAUAAAUCUAAGGUGAUGAUGCUGUUUCAGAAAGUUGAAGGUGUCGAUGUUUGUCUCUUUGCUAUGUAUCUCCAAGAGUUUGGUUCAGAAUGCGGGCACCCGAAUAAACGUUCAGUAUACAUCUCUUAUCUUGAUUCAGUCAAGUAUUUCAGACCUGAUAUAAAAACUGUGGACGGAGUGCCUCUGCGUACCUUUGUAUAUCACGAGAUUCUGAUUGGGUAUCUUGAUUACUGCAAGCAACGCGGUUUUACCACGUGUUACAUAUGGGCUUGCCCGCCUAUAAGAGGGGAGGAUUACAUACUAUAUUGUCAUCCCGAGACUCAGAAAACGCCAAAUCCACAUAAGCUGCUUCAGUGGUACAAGAAAUUGCUUAAGAAAGCCAAAGAAGAAAAGGUUGUGGUGGACUACACUAAUUUCUAUGAUUACUUCUUUGUUCCAAGUGAAGAAUGCAAUAGCAAGAUUACAGCUGCUCGAUUACCAUACUUUGAUGGUGAUUAUUGGUCUUGUGCCAUUGAGGACAUGAUCCGAAUAAUCGAGAAAGAGAAUGAAGAAGAUUCUGCGAAAAAGUUGAAAAUUCACGCAACGAAAAGAGCUUUGAGAGCAAUGGGGCACAAUGAUCUGUCUGUGGAGAUAACAAAAGAUAUCUUGGUUAUGCAAAAGCUUGGCCAAACCAUCCUACCUUCGAAGGAAGACUUCUUUGUUGUCCACUUGCAGUUCACUUGUACAAACUGCCAUGAACCGAUAUUAUCUGGAAGUCGUUGGUCCUGUAAUCAAUGCAGCAAAUAUCAUUUAUGUGACAGAUGCCUUGGAAUCGAGCAAAAUUCCAGUAGACCGCAAACACACACUACCAUCCACGGGGAACAACACCAACUCUUCCAGAUUCUGGUGAAUGAUGUGGCCGGUGAUACCAAUGACAAGGAUAUCCUUUUGGACAAUGACUUCUUCAAUGAUAGACUCUCUUUCUUGAAGUUUUGUCAGGAGAAUCAUUACCAGUUUGACACAAUCCGGCUUGCUAAGCAUUCAUCCAUGAUGAUCGUGUAUCAUCUUAAAACCGCAACUGUCCAAACCUCUAUGCAAACAGCAAAAUGCUGCAGCUUUUGUCAACAUGGCCUGGUUAGCACGGCUGAAGGGCAUUGUGAGAUUUGUUCCGAAUUUAGUGCGGUUAUCGGGUCAACAUUUUUGGGUGCUUUAGGGGAGUUAACUGUUAAGAACAUAGAGUGA